CCCCACCCCGACCACGACACCGACAACGUCUCCUUUCUUUCCUUGCAAAAUCUGAGUACAAAUGCCCUGCAUGCUUAUUUCAAAUAAACUACAAUUUUUUUGAAUGUUGAAUAUUCAUUCAUUUGUUAUCAUAUCCUUCUUUAUUAUUUUUCCAUUAUCUUUUAUCAUCUUCAGAAAUUAAAAAAGGAUAAAUUCUACCUACAGGUGUGACGGAACGCGUCAUUUGAUUUCAUUAUCAAGAUCAUCAUCAGAAAACACAAAUAAAAAAUUACUUUUUAAUGAAGACGACCUUAUAAAAAGAGCCUGACCUUUUUAAUGGCUGGAGCUACUUCUUGCAUUCCUUCGUUGUUUCGUCGAAAAGCGGUCAAAUUACAGAAAGAGAUGGAAAGCCCGACUACCAGGUCAGGCAGAGAAAGUACCGGUAACAACAUGUUAAUGUUCAUGGAGUUGAGGAAGAAGAUCAUGACUUUCAGGGACAUCUUUGAUAUUCCCCCACUAAAUGGCUCUGUUCCAAUACAUGAGCUGUUGAUUUUGACAGGAGAGGACCUUCAUCGAAUGUACCCUGAAUUCGUACACUGUGCUCCAAAACUGAAGGAGAGAAACACACAUCAGGGAUUGAUCAGCUUUUAUGAAGUCCUAAAGUGUGUGGGAGAUUCAGAAUGGAUAGAAGACCCUAAGGUGAGGGACAAGUUCAAGUAUGGCAAUGUUGAAAACGUCCCCUUGGAAAAACUCGCUAAGAUAGUGGUGGCAAUAUUGGACUGCAUUAACAGGACAGCGAAAGAGAGGUUUGACUUGAUGGACGAGGAUGAACCAAAGAGGGAGUAUAGCUCGUGCUCAAGCCCAAGCUUAAGUUCAAGGUCCAUAUCUUUUGACAGGAGAUCAUUUGAUGUAAGUGCAUCAACUUGUGCUUCACCACAAACCCCAACUUCAGUCCUACCUGAGUCCCCAAGAUAUGGAGAGUGUGGAAGCUAUUCUCCCCCGCGUCUGUGGGACCUCAGGGUUCAAGCUGUAGAGAAAUUGACCGCAAUGGAUUGGAAGCGCCUUUCUUUCCAGAUGAUCCUUCAGAAUAAUUUGCAGAAUCAGAACCAGAAAAUCGGCGAGGGGCCAACUGCCAUCCAAACGGAAAAUGGAAAGAAUGAGGUAAAGGUUGAAGGUACAGAACAUGGGCCAACUCCCAUGGUCAUAGACAUGGAAGACAAAGAGAAAAUUCAAUUACCAUGCUUAAAAUCAAAGUUGGGGCCCACUGAUCAAGAGAAGCUAAAACUAAUACUACCUCCACUAGCUCAACAUCGAUCAGAAGAAACAAUUACUCCACCACCAUCUUCCCCAUCAUCACCAAUUGCCAUGUCAUCAUUCCCACCAAUCAAGCUCCUGCAUUCGCCACCACCACAACCCCCACAACCACCACAAUCAACUGCACCCCCUCCGCCACCAAGUAACCCACCAUUAAAUCUUGGGCCUCCCCCACCACCUCCUCCUCCUCUAUCUGUUUCCAGUGCUCCGCCCCCUCCACCCCUGCCUUACAUCACGAGACCUCCACCUCCUCCACCCCCUCCUGGUGCACCAAUUCCACCCUGUUCUGCAGUCACAGCACCUCCGCCACCACCUCCACCACCUCCUGGUGCACCAACGUCAUCCUCUUCUGUAGUUACAACUCCUCCACCACCACCUCCACCCCCAUUCAAUGCAGGAGCUCCACCACCUAGUUUAAGGGCCCCUCCUCCUCCACCACUACCUGGCGGGGGAGCUCCACCACCACCUCCACCCCCUGGUUCAAAGGCCCCUCCUCCUCCGCCACCUCCUGGGGGAGCUGCACGACCACCACCACCACCUCCUCCAUUUGGCUCAAAGGGUGGCACACCAGCACCACCACCACCCAUGCCUGGUAAAGGAGGUGGGCCACCACCUCCUCCUCCAGGUGCAAGGUCCCUACGUGCAAAGAGCACCACAAAAUUAAAAAGGUCCUCUCACAUGGGGAACUUAUAUCGGUUGCUCAAGGGAAAGGUGGAAGGUUCAUCUUUAACAGGAAAAUCAUCACAGGGGAAAAAGGGAGGCGGGGGUAAUGGUGGUGGUGGUGGAGGACAAAGCAUGGCUGAUGCACUUGCAGAAAUGACCAAAAGAUCAGCAUACUUUAUGCAAAUUGAAGAAGAUGUAGAAAAGCACGGAAAAGCAAUUAAAGAGAUGCAAGGUAUCCUGACCUCAUUUCAGACCAAGGACAUGAAUGAACUGAUCAAGUUCCAUCAGCAAGUAGAAUCCAAGCUUGAAGUCCUCACAGAUGAGAGCCAGGUUUUCGCAAGGUUUGAAGGUUUUCCAGUUAAAAAAUUAGAAGCCUUGAGGAUGGCAGCAGCGUUGUAUAAAAAGCUUGAUGGAAUAUUAUCUGAAUUACAUAACUGGAAAUUGGAGUGUCCUUUGAUCCCACUUCUUGACAAAGUCGAAAAAUACUUCAACAAGAUUAAAGGAGAAUUAGAAGGUUUGGAACGAACUAAAGAUGAAGAAGCAAAGAAAUUUCUAAGCCACAACAUCCACUUCGACUUUCAAAUUCUUGUCAAGAUUAAGGAAGCAAUAGUAGAUGUCUCAUCAAGCUGCAUGGAAUUGGCACUAAAGGAAAGGAGAGAUGCGAAGGCACAAACAAAUGAUCAAGCAUGGUCCAAAGCAGGAGGGCAGAAAAAUGUGUGUGCUAAAAUGCUUUGGAGGGCUUUUCAGUUCGCCUUUAAGGUUUAUUCCUUUGCAGGAGGACAAGAUGAACGCGCAGAUAGCCUGACAAGGGAACUGGCUCAAGAAAUAGAGACCGAUCCCAUGGAAGAUUAACCCAUCUACUGCAAUUAAAAUAUUGAACCUAUUUAUAGUAAAUACACUAGAAUUUUUUUUAAUUUUUUUUCUUAAGUCUUUAACUUUUUUAUUCUUUUCUGUUCAAGCAUAACUGAUUGGCAACGGUCAUUCUGAUAAUGCACCAGUAUCCUUGAACAGCAAAUUCGUAGAUGUUAGAUUCCACCAAGAGCGUACAUCACUCAUGAGACUUGAGGAAGAGUUUCCUGCAGCGUAGCUAAUCUCUGGCUAUCUAUAUGCUGCCUUAUGUAAAAUAUAUAUAGUCCGUACAUAUGUUUGCACGGUACCAUUUGUUUAUUAAUUUCUGAGACACUACAUAAUAUAACAUUUUUGGUUGUGCAUGUAACUUCAUGAUGCAUCGUCUCUA
Spinacia oleracea (spinach) is the source of this 3193-nucleotide messenger RNA. RefSeq lists its product as uncharacterized. The coding region runs from base 316 to 2808 and encodes 830 amino acids. The transcript has 8 exons. Lineage: Eukaryota; Viridiplantae; Streptophyta; Magnoliopsida; Caryophyllales; Amaranthaceae. The record is from RefSeq and is a predicted model, not a curated record.